CCCCUUUACGUGUGCCUGCCUGGUCUUCUCGGGCAGCGCCAUGCAGCCCAGCAGGGCACCGUGUUUCCCACUGGCGAUGAAACAUUAGGAUCCGUCUAUCAUCCGCAUUGAUCCGACUCGGGCGCCGCCGAUUCGCCGGUUGUGUGAGACCGGCCGGUGUGCCUCGCAUGGUGGAUCCGAGCGGCAUCUUCAGCGCCUGCCCGCCGCUCCCCGAGGAGGCGCCGCGAUGAGGCGAAUAACGGGAAAGGAGAAGGAUGAAACUCUGAUCGAGCUGCAGAGCGCCACGGACUCUCAGACCGGAGAUGGCCCUGCAGUGCUGACUGCUUACAGGAUAAACCUGCACUCAGAUGAAAACGGUGGAAAUGGUGUCAGUUCAUCCUCUGAUAGAGGGACACUGCCUGGACAUGCAGAAACGGACAAGCUACAGCCAAACAAAGACACUGUGUUCUUCAGGGAUGGAGUUCGAAGAAUAGACUUUGUCUUGUCUUACGUAGAUGACAAAGAUGGAGAAAAGAAACAGGAAAGGAGAAGGGAGUUCGAGGCUAACCUUGAGAAAGCAGGACUGGAGCUGGAGACAGAGGACAAAACGGACUCCAAAGACCAGAAGACGUAUUUCCUGAAAAUCCAUGCUCCGUGGGACGUCCUGGCCACCUAUGCCGAUGUCUUGAAGAUCAAAGUGCCCUUCAAGGAGAGUGACAUCCCCCACGGCCAGGAGGUCCCACUAGAGUGGCUCUCGCAUCCUUUCCGUCUGCCGGACCACAUAAUGCGGCCACAACCCGACUAUUUCACCUACCCCUUUGACAAGAACAAGACCGACUUCUUCCUCAUCAAUGACAAAGACUCCUUCUUUCCACCAUCCACAAGAAACAGGAUUGUGUUCUACAUCCUGGCUCGUUGUCCGUACUACAAACAGGGUCGCUCCGACAGAGACAAGACGGGAAUCAAGCGAUUACUCAGCAAUGGGACCUACACAACAGCCUUCCCACUCCAUGACUGUCGCUACUGGAAAAGGGCAAGAAAUGCUGAAUGUGAGAGUGAGCGCUACAACUUGUACAAGCACUGGGCCAGGUUUCUGUGCUUUUACAAAGAGCAGCCUCUGAACCUCAUCAGGAAGUACUAUGGAGAAAAGAUUGGGAUCUACUUUGCCUGGUUGGGCUUCUACACAGAGAUGCUGUUCUUUGCCGCCGUCAUGGGUGUUAUAUGUUUCACCUAUGGAGUGCUCAGUUAUGAUGACAACAUAUCAAGCAAAGAAAUAUGUGAUGCCUAUAUUGGGGGCAGAAUCCUCAUGUGUCCACUUUGUGAUAAAAAAUGUCCUUUCUGGAAGCUCAACUCAACUUGUCUUUCAUCCUGGCAAUCCCAUCUGUUUGAUAAUGAGGGAACGGUGUUCUUUGCCAUAUUUAUGGGGAUCUGGGUAACUCUGUUCCUGGAGUUCUGGAAGCGGCGUCAGGCCCGACUCGAGUACGAGUGGGACUUGGUCGAUUUUGAGGAGGAGCAGCAACAGCUGCAAAUCCGGCCGGAAUUUGAGAUCCGAUGCACCAACAGGAGACUGAACAAGAUCACUCAGGAAAUGGAGCCCUAUCUCCCCGUCACCAGCAAGUGUGCUCGCUUCUGUCUCUCUACAGCCACUGUGAUAUUCUGGAUUUCUCUGAUAGUGGCCUGUAUUAUCGGGGUCAUAGCGUACAGACUGGCUGUGUAUGCGGCCUUCGCCAGUAUCAUUAAAGACCCUCUGAGGAAGAUCCAGGUGGUGGGAAGAUUCAUCACUCCGCAGUUGGCGACUUCUGUCACUGCUUCCUGUAUCAACUUCGUCAUCAUCAUGAUCCUCAACUUCUUCUAUGAGCGAGUGGCCAUUUGGAUCACUGAUAUGGAAAUCCCAAAGACCCACCUGGAGUAUGAGAACAGGUUGACCAUGAAGAUGUUUCUGUUCCAGUUUGUCAACUACUACUCCUCGUGCUUCUAUGUGGCCUUCUUCAAAGGCAAAUUUGUGGGUUAUCCUGGCGACUACUCGUACAUGUUUGGCAAAUGGAGCAAACUGAGGAAUGAGGAGUGUGACCCUGGCGGCUGUCUCAUUGAGCUGACCACACAGCUGGUGAUCGUCAUGGCGGGGAAACAGUUGUGGGGGAACAUUCAGGAAGCUCUGCUGCCGGUGAUACGUAACUGGUGGAGUAGCAGAAAGGGGCGGCACCAUCCUGAAAACCACUACAGCCGCUGGGAGCAGGACCACGUCCUGCAGAACUUCACCCAACUGGGCUUGUUCUACGAGUACCUGGAGAUGGUGGUGCAGUUUGGCUUCAUCACUCUGUUUGUGGCCUCUUUCCCCUUGGCUCCUCUCCUGGCUCUGUUCAACAACAUCCUGGAGGUCAGGGUGGACGCUUGGAAGUUCACCACCCAGUUCAGACGACCGGUGGCGUCCAAGGCCCGGAACAUCGGCGCGUGGCAGGAGAUCCUCAACGCGGUGGCCAUUCUGUCUGUUGUUACCAAUGCAUUCAUCAUGGCGUUCACCUCAGACAUGAUACCCCGUAUGGUGUACCUGUAUGCCUACAGUAAAGAGGCCAGCAUGAGGGGCUACGUCAACAACAGCCUGUCGAUAUACAACAUAUCACAAAUACCCGAUCGCAACAUGCCAGAGGAACGGGACAACUGGUUUGAAAACUUGACCGCCACCUGCAGAUACCGUGACUACCGUUACCCUCCAGGCCACCAGAAGGAGUACACACAAACCAUGCAGUUCUGGCACAUCCUGGCAGCCAAGAUGGCCUUCAUUAUAAUCAUGGAGCAUGUGGUCUUCGUGGUGAAGUUCUUCGUGGCGUGGAUGAUCCCUGACGUCCCGUCCGGCGUGAAGGCGCGGUUUAAACGAGAGCGCUACCUGAUUCAAGAGUACCUGCAUAACUACGAGGUGGAGAAGCUCAAAAUCCAGCUGAGUGCAAGUUUCAUCACAGAGCCGCAGUCAGAAAUGUCCUUGAUGUCGGACAAGCAUGAAGUGUUGUCUGAGUGCCUGUAGCCGCUGCUUCACUCCUCAAACUAACCAAGGCAAAAAUGGACACGUCUGGGACUUUUAAUACGCUGUUGACAACAACCGUAUGCAAGGGCUUUUGGUCUUGGGGAUAAAAAACAAAAACGCUAUUAUCUUUUAAAUGGACAUUAAUAUCUGGUAAAAUAUACUCCUGUUUUAGGAUCUGUAGAGAGGAAUCAGAGAAAAAAAUCCAAUGCAACGUCUCGCUGUGCUUACAUACUUUAAGUCAGCUUCUCGAAUGAAUAAAGCUUUUCUGUGCCAUAAAAGAAAAAAACUUUGGAAGUUGUCGGGACAGAAAAUAACAUGAAAGAGCUACGAGAGUGUAACUGCAGUCUAUGUCUGUCCCCAUGUAGUGCAUUCAAACUCUCCAUUUGCCUUGACUGAAAGACUCUGUAUCUGCUGAUAGGGCUUUAGUUGAUAGUGUUUAACUUGUGAAAUAAUGUGUAACUACCCUUUAAAAGAGCUGGAUAUGCUAAUAAUUUGACAGAUUUGCAUGUGAUCGUCUUGAGAAGACAAGAGGAGGGACUGAACUGAUUAGAGCAGAAUAUUUGUCGGUUGUGAAAUUGUUUUAAAAGUUAUUGUUCAUAUCAUUUAAUUGUGAAUGUAUAAAACAAUCAAAUGUUUAAAUAUAUCAGAUAUGAAACACAUCUAUAUAUAUAUAUAUAUAUAUAUACAUGAGAGAAUUAAGUAGGCGGUGAUUAUUCCUCAGACAGUUUUGCUAUGUUAGCUUUAAAAUCAUUUUUCAAAUUGGGAUUACUUGUUCCACUUGUCUGUAGCUGGGCUAUAAGAUUAUCAGUCUUUUGUUGCUUGUUUUUCUUUUUUCUUUUUUUAACUGCAUUUGAAAAACCAGGUACCUCCAUAAUACCGCAGUGAUUCCUGCAGCAGUAUUGCGGUGAUGGACGGAAGCUGCCAGCUCAUCGCAUCUUAUCUUGCAAAAUGUAUUUCCAACUCGCUCUGGGACCAAUUCAUAAAACCAAAAGAAGAGAUUACAUGGGGGAACAUGCUGGAAGAUCUCAUGGACACUUCCGUGUCAAUACAAUCAGCUUGUGUGGAUGAGUUGAGGUCCACCACGUGUCGGCUUUACUCCUCCCCGUGUUGCACUUCGAUAAUAAAUGGCCUGUAGUUCUGUUCUUCACAUUACUGGUGUCUCCACGUGCUGCAGGCAUAAACGGUUGUAACCUUGACUUCAGAGAUAAUCAUGAAAAGGAAAUGAUUUCUUGUAUUCUGGUUGAGUUAUUGACCUUUGGUAACUUCAUAUUCUCCCGCUCGAUACUAUGUUUAGAUUUAUAUAUAAAUAUAUUGUAAUGAACUGUAGAGCAAUUCCUUCAUUGAUCUGUUUCUGCUCUGUACCCUGAAUCAUUUGUUUAGUAUCAACUCAUUAACCUUCUCUUAAAGUUUUUCAUUAUCGUUGUACUCGCGACACCUAAUUUCUUAUUUUUGUUCCAUUUAUCGCUCAUUUCAAUGACUAUCAAGCAGUGAUAGUUCAGAAAUGUCUUCACUGCCUUUAAUUCCAACUUUGUUGGAAGGAACCAGACAAGUUAAAAAAAUACUUGGGACAGAGAUCUGAUUCUGUUUCUUUCAUCUAUCAGACACCGUGUGGCUUUCUAUCUGCUUAACUCUCAACAUGCUGUGGAUGUUUCUGCGAUUGUUUUGAGACUUAUAUGUGAUUUACACUGUAUUUGAUGCAGUUGUGAUUUCAGCUCACAGCAAAUUAUAAUUGACAGUAAAAAAAACUUUCUCUGAUUUGAUCAACUCUAAUCUCAGGAUCAAACAUCUUCUAAUGUUCAUCACUAAAUCCCGAUGUCAGAUGUGUGCAGAGGGUGAGCGCGUGCUCCUGUAAGAUGUACUCGAUGAUUCACUGUACAUCCCAACAAACAAAUGCCUUAAAGGUCGGUGUUUACUUGUUUUUGUAUGAUUUUGUAUCGAAGGUGUUAACUGUCUGAAUUCAAAGCCCUGUUUCAUGUCACUUGUUGCCGCUGCUGGUCUUGUCGUCUCGUCUGUGUGCAGGAUUUUCUGUUAUGUUAAUAUUCUUCCUGUCCUAUUUUAACCGUACUGUAGCCUAUUGUACAGAAAUGCAGUACUGCUGUUAAUGUUCACAAUAAAUAAAGAAUCAACUGGUCAA
Scophthalmus maximus (turbot) is the source of this 5132-nucleotide messenger RNA. It is a transcript of the gene ano5b, whose product is annotated as anoctamin 5b. NCBI's taxonomy places the organism in Eukaryota, Metazoa, Chordata, Actinopteri, Pleuronectiformes, Scophthalmidae. The record is from RefSeq and is a predicted model, not a curated record. Gene Ontology annotation, molecular function: chloride channel activity; protein dimerization activity. The transcript has 21 exons. The coding region runs from base 227 to 2998 and encodes 923 amino acids. Gene Ontology annotation, biological process: chloride transmembrane transport. Gene Ontology annotation, cellular component: plasma membrane.